Molecule: messenger RNA, 963 nt
Organism: Syzygium oleosum
Lineage: Eukaryota; Viridiplantae; Streptophyta; Magnoliopsida; Myrtales; Myrtaceae
Product: malate dehydrogenase, cytoplasmic-like
Exons: 7
Coding region: 1-963 (320 amino acids)
Biological process (GO): oxaloacetate metabolic process; malate metabolic process; tricarboxylic acid cycle
Molecular function (GO): L-malate dehydrogenase (NAD+) activity
Source: RefSeq, a predicted model, not a curated record
AUGCUGGGUCGUGACCAGCCUGUGAUUCUGCACAUGCUUGAUGGCCCAUCUGAUGCAAAAAGAAUGAAUGAGGCUAAGAUGGAAUUGAUGGAUUGCAGAUUUCCUCUCCUUGAAGGUGCGGUUGCUACGACCGAUGUUGAGGAGGCAUGCAAAGGCGUUAGUUUUGCAGUAGUGAUCGGUGGCUUCCCAAGGAAAGAAGGCAUGGAAACGAAGGAUGUGAUCGCUGAAGUUGUUCCAAUAUACAAGUUCCUCGCUACUGCGUUAGAAAAGCAUGCGGCCGCCGAUUGCAAGAUUUUUGUCGUUGCCAAUCCAGCAAAUACAAUUCCGUUGAUUUUGAAGGAAUUUGCACCCUCCAUCCCCGAGAAAAACACUGCCUGUUCCACUAAAUUGUACCAUAACAGGGCAACAGGUAUUAUUGCCCACAGGUUGCAUGUUCCAGGUCGUGAUCUGAAAAAUGUGAUCGUAUGGGGAAGUGACUCGUUAAGUCGUUAUCUUGAUGUCAACCAUGCUACUGUCAAUACCCCAUUUGGUGAAAAACCUGUGCGUGAACUCAUUAAGGAUGAUGCUUGGUUGGAUGGAGAAUUGGUUACUAGGUUUCACCAAAUAGACCUGUCAAAUGGGUGGGUCUACCACCAACUCGAUGCCACCGGCUGGAUGAGUGCGUAUUUUACUGGUUGGGCUGCUUCCGACCACAUCCAUGACUGGGUCCUUGGAACUCCAAAUGGUACGUCGGUUUCCAUGGGGGUGUGUUCUGAUGGCUCUUCCAAUGUGCCUGCCGGCCUAUUCUAUUCCUUUCCGGUAACUUGUUGCAACGGAGAAUGGACCAUCGUGCAAGGUCUUCCGAUUGAUGAGUUCUCGCGGAAGAAGACGGAUUUAGCAGCAGAAGAACUUAUUAAGGAAAGAGCAUUUGCAUACUCUUGCCUCUUGCCCUCAAGUAUCGAGAAUUUCUCAUUAGAGGGGUAG